Molecule: messenger RNA, 2221 nt
Organism: Aphis gossypii (cotton aphid)
Lineage: Eukaryota; Metazoa; Arthropoda; Insecta; Hemiptera; Aphididae
Product: putative serine protease K12H4.7
Exons: 10
Coding region: 151-1674 (507 amino acids)
Biological process (GO): proteolysis
Molecular function (GO): dipeptidyl-peptidase activity; serine-type exopeptidase activity
Source: RefSeq, a predicted model, not a curated record
CAGGUACAAAAACUUAAUAUCAACAGUCGAGUAGUUGAAUAUCAAUUUAAAUUUAUUUUUAUAAACUGUGCAAAUAGUUUACAAAGUAAUACCUAAUGUAUGUGUAUCAUUAUAAAUAGUAAUAAUCAAUAUUGAAUUUUAAUUUAAAAAAUGAACUUAAUAAUUUGCUUAUUUUGGUGUUAUUUUUGGUUGAAUACAUUAGCAUAUAAUAGUAGUAUCAUAAAACUUGUUGACAAAGAAGUACAACAUUUAACAUUAUCAUCACAUAAAAGUCACCAUAACAACGUCAAAAAUAAAUGGUUUGAACAGGAACUGGAUCAUUUCAACGCUACUGAUACUAGGACCUGGAAACAGAGGUAUCACAUGAAUUUGAAAUAUUAUAAAAUGGGUGGUCCAGUAUUUUUGAUGGUGGGAGGGAGAGAAGAAAUUUCACAAAAUUGGAUGAUAUCCGGGGCAUGGAUUGAAUACGCUCAAAUGUUUAAUGCUGCAUGUUUUCAAUUGGAACAUCGAUACUAUGGAAUGAGCCACCCCACUGAGAAUUUAAAUACUACAAAUUUAGUGUACCUAACUAUUGAACAAGUAUUAGCUGACUUGGCAACAUUUAUAAAUACAAUUUCGAUUGAAAAAAAAAAACUGUUGAAUGAUACUAAAUGGGUAGGAUUCGGUUCAUCAUAUUCAGGAAGUUUAGUUACCUGGUUAAGAUUAAAAUAUCCUCAUUUGAUACACGCCGCUGUUUCGUCAAGUAGCCUUCUAAAGGCAAAAGUAAAUUUUGAAGAAUAUUUUGUCGCUGUGCAAAAAAUAUUAACAAAUUAUAAUCCAAUGUGUGAAUUCCAUAUUAGACAAGCAAAUAAAAUGAUUGGUAAUCUAAUAAAGACCGACUAUGGAGCAAAAUACAUUCAAAAAAAAUUUAAUAUAUGCGCACAUCAUUUAAACAAUUCUACAAAAAAUGUACAACAACUUUUUAGAGACAUUUCUAGAUUCAUUGGACUAAUUGUACAAGACAACGAAGAUAACAGAUAUUAUAAUAAAAUGAUUGAUGAAUCAACAGUUACAUUAGUAAAAUUAUGUGAUAUAAUGUCAAAUGAAACGUUUGGAUGUACAAUUGACAGAUAUGCAGCUGUAAUCAAAAAUUUAUUAUCCGUUUGUGGUACACAAUGCUUAUCAAAUACAUAUGAAUGGCGAGUUAGGUAUUUUGCAGAGUCAUUUUGGAACAACACAGCAGUAAAAUAUGGAAAUCGUCAGUGGUUAUACCAAACUUGUACAGAGUUCGGAUUUUUUCAAACAUCCACUCAAGAUCAUCACUUGUUUGGUAAUACUGUAUCACUGGAAUACUUUACUGAUUUAUGCGCUGAUGUUUUUGGAAAAUCAUUUAAUUUAAAUGCAUUAAGUAAGGCUGUAAAUAAAACCAAUAUGAUGUAUGGUGGUUCCAGACCAAGAGCUAAUAGGAUUAUUUUUGUAAGAGGUUCUAUCGAUCCAUGGAAUCCAUUAGGUCUGUCAUUUUUGCCAAUAAAUUCGUCUACAAUUUUUAUUAAAGGAACAUCUCAUUGUGCAGACAUAAAUCCUUCAUAUUCAUCGGACCCUACACAGUUAUUGAAAGCCCGGAUAGAAAUUGUAAUGUAUUUAAAAAAAUAUUUGAAUGAAAAGGAUUUUUCAAUUGAACCAAUAUUGUUAUAGAUGGGGUAAAUUUAAAUAAAGAAAAAUUAGCACUCAAGAUAAUGACCGCCCAUUGAGUCUCUCAUUCCCAAAUUAAACUAAUUUUUAAUUUAAAAUAUAUAUAAUAUGCCUAGAACAUUUUUAUUUAUACAUUCAAUGAGAUCCUCCACUCAACAAUAACUGAAAUAAACAAAACUAUUAAGCAUAUAUUUUUUUUAAACUUUAAAUCCCUUAAUUAACCUUAUAAAUCAUCUAAUGUCUAUACUCAAUAAUAUAAUUUUGAAACUACAUAAUUUGCAGUAAAGCAACAAUAUAUGUUUCAUACCUUAUUAUGUUUGUAUAUUUAUUUUUAUUAGUAUGUGUUCUAAUAGUAUUAAUAACGCACGUGCAAUCAUCGCUUGUUUGGGUCUUAUCUCUUUUCACUUCUAUAAGUUUAUUUAACCGCUACAUAAUGUUCACAAAAACCCAAACCAGAUACAUCUAUCAGGAAGCUACUAAAGGAUGUUAUCAGAUGUUUAUUAUUUAUUAAUUUCUUUUAACAAUAAUUAAUAAACUAUAAUUGUUAUUA